Chionomys nivalis (European snow vole) is the source of this 4548-nucleotide messenger RNA. RefSeq names its product colony stimulating factor 2 receptor subunit beta (gene Csf2rb). Gene Ontology annotation, molecular function: cytokine receptor activity; protein binding. Bases 78 to 2768 code for a protein of 896 amino acids. The record is from RefSeq and is a predicted model, not a curated record. Gene Ontology annotation, cellular component: membrane; external side of plasma membrane. The transcript is spliced from 13 exons. NCBI's taxonomy places the organism in Eukaryota, Metazoa, Chordata, Mammalia, Rodentia, Cricetidae. Gene Ontology annotation, biological process: immunoglobulin mediated immune response; cytokine-mediated signaling pathway.
GACAGGACCCCAGGACAAUGAGGAUGUCACCCUGCCCAUAACUACAGCCCGCCUGUGCAGUCACCUAAAGACCCAGGAUGGACCAGCAGAUGGCACUGACCUGGAGCCUGCUCUACAUGGCCCUGCUGGCUCUCUGCUGGAAGCCUGGUGUGACAGAGGCACAAGACACCAUCCCUCUGCAGACUCUAAGGUGCUACAAUGACUACACCAGUCGCAUCAUCUGUAGCUGGGCCGACCUGGAGGAUGCCCAGGGCCUCAUUAACAUGACCCUCUAUCGCAAGCCGGGAAAGGACUAUCCAGUGUCCUGCAGCCUCAGUGAUGACCUAGUCUGGUCAGAGUGCCCGUCUGCCCACCGUUGUGUGCCCAGAAGAUGUGUCAUCGCCUACACAGGCUUCAGUAUGACAGAUGAAGACUACUACUCAUUCCAACCAGAUCGGGAUGUGGGCAUCCAGCUCGUCGUCCCAUUGGCCCAGCAUGUGCAGCCCCCACCUCCUAAGGACAUCCGCAUCAGUCCCUCUGGGGAUCACUUCCUGCUGAAGUGGAACUGGACCCUGGGAGAUGCCCAGGACCCCUGGCUGUCACAGGAGGACAUAGAGUUUGAGGUGGCUUACAAGAGGCUUCAGGACGCCUGGGAGGAUGCUCCCAGACUCAACACCAGUGACUUGUGGGUCUCCCUGGCAUCAAAGCUGUUUCUACCCAGCAAUAUUUAUGUGGCCCGUGUGCGCACUCGGCUGUCCCCAGGCUCAAGUUUGUCUGGAAGGCCCAGCAGAUGGAGCCCUGGGGUGCAAUGGAACUCCCAGCCAGGGGACAAAGCCCAGCCUCAGAACCUGCAGUGCUUCUUCGAUGGCAUCCAGUCCCUCAGCUGCUCCUGGGAGGUGUGGAACCAGGUGGCCAGCUCUGUUUCCUUUGGGCUCUUUUACCGCCCCAGUCCGGCUGCUCCGGAGAAGGAAUGCUCCCCGGUGGUGGAGGAGCUGCAGGACAGCCUCUGCUCCCGCUACCACUGCAAUCUAACCGUGUCCAACCCCAGCGCACACAGCCAGUACGCAGUCUCUGUUAAGCUGCGGAAACAAGGGAAGUUCAUCAAGAGCUCUGAUCACAUCCAGAUGCAUCCUCCCAGCCUCAAAGUGACCAAGGAUGGAGACAGCUACAACCUGCGCUGGGAAACUAAGAAACUCUUGUAUUCUCACAUCCAACACAAAUUCCAGGUCCAGUACAAGAAGAAGCUGGACAGCUGGGAGGACAGCAAGACAGAGAUCCUAGAUCAUGCCCAUAGCAUGUCCCUGCCACGGCUGGUGCCCUCCACUUCAUACUCGGCCAGGGUGAGAGUCAAGCCCCUCCCUGAAUACUAUGGGAUCUGGAGUGAGUGGAGUGAGGAGUGCACCUGGACCACCGACUGGGUGAUGCCCACAUGGGGGAUUGUCCUCAUCCUGAUCGUCCUCGUCCUGCUCCUGCUCCUGGCCCUCCGCUUUGGCUGUGCCUAUGGGUGCAGGCUGUACAGAAAGUGGAAGGAGAAAAUCCCCAACCCCAGCAAGAGCCUGCUGUUCCAGGAUGGAGGAAAAGGACUCUGGUCUCCUAGCAGCACAGCAGCCUUUGCCACCAAGAACCUUACCCUCCAGGGGCCACAGAGAAACUUUUUCGCUGAGCUACAGGGGAUGUCACGUUCACAUACGGUGGACAAUGAAGUGUCACCUCUCACCAUAGAGGUUCCUAAAAUUGUUCAAGAUUUACCAUCUGGGCCUGACCCAACUCCAGUCACCUCAUCAGAACCCAUGGAACAGCUUUCCGAUGGCCAGCGAGACCCACCAACCCAUUUUGGCAAACCCGAGAGCCAGAAACCCAACUUUGACUUUAACGGUCCCUACCUGGGGCCUCCUAAAACUCACUCCCUGACUAAUCUCCAAGGCCAACUGGUACCCCCAGAGAUAAGUGGCAGUCUGAAGCCAGAACUGCCACACUCCCUGGAGUACCUGUGCCUGCCUCCCGGGGGACAAGUACAGCUGGUACCACUGUCCCAGGUGAUGGGCAAGGGCCAGGCUGUGGAUGCCGAGCAUGAGUCUAGCCUGAAGACCACAGAGAGCCCUUCCAUGGAACAGAGGGAUAGCCCUUCAUUAGACCUGAGGGUGGAGGAACAGGAGCCAAAGGACAAUGCAGUGACUCUGUCCUUAAACUCUGGAGACACUGAGGACCCCGUGGUGACCUCUGGUUAUGUCACUCCUGCAGAUCUGGUGCUCACCCUGCCCACAGGGCCCCCGUCUACCUCUCUGGGCCCCUCUCUAGGGUUGCCCUCAGCUCAGGGUCCUAGUCUUUGCCUCACGCUGCCUGGGGUUCCUCCUGGAAACCCAGCUCUUCCACCCCCAGAACUUGAUGACUAUGUGGAGCUCCCUCCAAGCAUAAGUCAGCCCCCCAAGAUCCCUCUGGGAAAUCCUGUCCCUUCUGUGCCAAGCAGCCCCGUAGGAAGCCCAGGAGAGCACAGAGAGGAGGUAGCCCCAAUAUCCCCACACCCCGAAGGCCUCCUUGUUCUUCAGCAGGUGGGUGACUACUGCUUUCUCCCUGGCGUGGUGCCUGGUUCCCUCUCACCACAUAGCAAACCACCUUCUCCAGGCCUGUGUCCGGAGAUGGUGGUCCUAGACCAGGAUCUGUCUGUCAAAAAGCCUUCCUGCCAGCCCAUGCCCCAGGUGCCAGCCAUUCAGUUUUUCAAGUCCCUGAAGCAUCAGGACUACCUGUCACUGCCCCCUUGGGACAGCAGCCAGCCUGGGAAGGUAUGCUGAGUCCAUGCCCUCCCAACCUCACCAGCAGCCCUGCUCCUCAGCCUGCGGAUCUCAACCUGACAUCUCCAAAGAACCCCAGAGGCUUCUUCCACAAGAUGCACAGUCUUCUCUGCUCUCAGCCCUGACCUUAAGCAAUACCCAUCCCCCCUCUCUGUCUCUCUCUGUCUCUCUGUCUCUGUCUCUCUGUCUCUGUCUCUCUGUCUCUGUCUCUCUGUCUCUGUCUCUCUCUGUCUCUGUCUCUGUCUCUCUCUCUCUCUCUCUGUCUCUGUCUUUCUCUCCUGUUUCCUGGCUUUUAUAGGAUCUCCUUUCCUUUCCUUCCAAUUUGUUGGAGUAGAGAUGGGAACAGAGAGGCCUCUGAGGGUGAGGCCUGCAUGGUCUGUUUAGGGUUUAAGGACUGCUAUGGGUUGCUUGCCCCCUCAGGCACCAAUAAUGCAGCAUGGUUCUGGUUCAGAGCAGGAGGUGGGUGGCUCAAGUGGAUACCUUGGGGGUCAGACAUGGAAAACAGGCAGGCUCAUGUCACUCCAAGAAUUGGUGUGGUUCUCUAUGACAAUCUGAGGCUCCUGGGAGCCCUGAGGUUCUUUCAGAGGGGACUGGGAACCCCCGUUAUGUAGAGAAGUCGCUGAUGUGGACAGUGCCGCCUAGUGGUCACAGCUGUGGCCAGGAUGGAGGGAUGAAAAGCAAUGGGGAAGAAUGGGCAUUGAGAACCCCUGGUGCCAACUGCAGGAAAGCCAGGGUACGGAUCCCUCGAAGGUGAAAAACAUGGUGAUCACACAGGACAGCACAUCCAAAGACAGUCUGGACAUCCGGGCUGCUCUCCCUCUGGAAUGCUUGCAUACCUGCUACCUGCGACUCUCACUGACCACAGAUGUGGCCAUGCUGUGGGAUUGUGGUACUGGGAAAUUGCAAGCUUGUCGACCCUCAGGGCACAAUGGCAUUACAUCGUCCCAUUCUCACUUACAUCAUUUGCUCCAGGUCUGUUCGCACAUAGCUCUUGUAUACGUCUUGAGUAUCGGCUGUUUUUGUUGUUGCCGCAGAGGAGCUGAGUCCAUGAACGAUUUUGCCCCUCAUACUGAUAUCUUUUUCAGAUGAGACUGUUACAGCUCUCUCCAUGACCCUUUGUGGGACAGACCCAUCUCCGAUAAAUGUGCUCUGUCCUAGUUUUGUGCAGGAGGCACAAUGAUGCCCUAAGCAUGUCUGCAUUGCUGUGACACAGACUGCCGAGCUGAACCCCUAUUUGGAGCCAUAUUUGCAGCAACCUUUGCAGCAAACGUGCAUGUGCCUUCAUUUAUAUUCUUUCUGGUUCUUUCUGUGUCUCAAGCCUUGCACGGGAGGUUUUGUGUCUUCUAGAACCCACACUCACACUGCAGAGGUCUGUCUUUGUAUGUCCCGAGGACCUGGAGCCGGGGCACAUCGUGUCGCUUCUUCACCCACCUGCUCUCCAUCCCCGAAUCUGAAAGGCCCUUCCGUGACUCAUCAAGUCCUCAGGUGGACCUGGUCUGUCUCAGCAUCUUAUCUUGUGGCCUCACUCCCUAAAUGACAGCCAUGACUCCGCAUGUUUGAUUUUGACCCAUGGCAGGCAGAGCAAGUGUUCCUUGGUCCCUGUUUAUUGCAGCAAUGAAAACCACUAACAUCUUAAAUGUGUUUCAGUGGCAAUGUUCACAGUAGCUCUCAAUACCUUCUAAAGCAGACCCUCUAGGGAAACAAGCAAGAAAGACUUUCAUGUAUUAAGACAUUGACUCAAAAUAUUUUGCAUUAAGAGUUAUUGUAAUAAAAAUUUGUA